AUGUGUUUACUCGAUUUUGAACUCCAACGGGCUAUUAUAAGUGAUGAGGGGACUCACUUUAUGAACAAGUUGUUAGCUGGUUUGUUGGCUAAGUAUAGUGUGAAACACAUGGUGGCUACCGCAUAUCAUCGUCAAACUAAUGGCCAUGCUGAAUUGUCUAAAAGAGAAAUCAAUCAUGUUUUUAAGAAGGUGGUGAAUCCAAUUUGUAAAGAUUGUUCCAACAGGUUGGUGUUCGGAAAAGCAUUAAAGACUCCUUUGAGUAUGUCUCCUUAUCGUUUGGUGUUUGGAAAAGCAUGCCACUUUCCGAUUGAACUUGAGCAUAGAACUUAUUGGGCUCUUCAACAACGCAUUCUCAACUUUUAA
Messenger RNA from Humulus lupulus (European hop), 363 nucleotides. RefSeq lists its product as uncharacterized. Gene Ontology annotation, biological process: DNA integration. The record is from RefSeq and is a predicted model, not a curated record. Gene Ontology annotation, molecular function: nucleic acid binding. Bases 1 to 363 code for a protein of 120 amino acids. The transcript has a single exon. NCBI's taxonomy places the organism in Eukaryota, Viridiplantae, Streptophyta, Magnoliopsida, Rosales, Cannabaceae.